AAUGUCCUGGUCUAUGGCAACCACAUUGUGGAACGUACGGACCCCGGCGGCCGAAAAAGCGGUAUCUAUUACCUUGAACCCCACCAGGAUUUCACGGACGAGAAUCUAGUCUACGCUGGAAAUGUUUUCGAGAUCGAAGGAGCUAAUCCAACUUCAAAAGAUUGUAUAUUCAUUGGUAAACACGCUAACCUGAAUCAACACCACGUGUAUGAGGACAAUAUCUACGAAGGCACCACUCCUCCAGAACAUGUGAACAUUAAGGCCGCCCAAGGAACACUGCAUCUUGAAUCAGGGUCUGCUUCUGUGCCAAGCGCCUACGUUGCCAUGACUGUACCCCGGUACAAUAUCGCGCAGUAUGCUCCCAAGUCUUCAAGUGGCUAA
Messenger RNA from Paramuricea clavata, 381 nucleotides. NCBI's taxonomy places the organism in Eukaryota, Metazoa, Cnidaria, Anthozoa, Malacalcyonacea, Plexauridae. The record is from the annotation of a GenBank genome assembly.